Rosa chinensis is the source of this 2985-nucleotide messenger RNA. RefSeq names its product putative disease resistance protein RGA3. The transcript has a single exon. Gene Ontology annotation, molecular function: ADP binding. The coding region runs from base 181 to 2985 and encodes 934 amino acids. The record is from RefSeq and is a predicted model, not a curated record. NCBI's taxonomy places the organism in Eukaryota, Viridiplantae, Streptophyta, Magnoliopsida, Rosales, Rosaceae. Gene Ontology annotation, biological process: defense response to other organism.
AUAAUGCUCUGUUCAACAAAUAAUUGAGGCACGCUCAUUGGCUCCAGUAGUCCCUAGCUUAUCUAAUUUCGACACCAUAUACUUGGUAGAAGAGAGGCCAGAGCACACUCAUCCAACAAUUUCAUAUUCGAUCAUCUCUUCUUUUUCUCUUCCAAUUAUAAUCAAGUUAUAACACGAAAAAUGGCUGAGGCACUCAUCUCUGUGCUUCUGGAGCAAUUGGCUUCAGUAGUAUAUCAACACACAAAUGAAGUGGUGAAACUGGUUUUGAAGGCUGACAAAGAUGUUAAAAGUUUCAGCAGCAAGCUCAAAGCCAUUCAUGGUGUGCUGGAGGAUGCAGAGAAGAAACAAGUGACGGAGGCCAGGGUCAGAGACUGGUUGCAGAAGCUCAAAGAUGUAUCGUACGAGAUGGACGACGUCCUAGACGAGUGGAACACUGAAAUUUUGAAACAACAAGUGGAGGAAGGCAAGAAGAAGGUAUGUUUCCCCACUCCUGCCAAUUGCUGUUGUUUUGGCCAAGUCAAUAAGGCAAUUCAUCAUCAUAACAUUGCUAGAAGGAUAAAGAAACUGAACGAGAAACUAACUGUGAUUGCUGCUGAAAGAGAAAUGUAUGGCUUUCAUCAAUCCACAAUAGGUGGCCAUGAUGAUCAACAGCUUAUUCAUCGACGGAAGACUUCAUCUUUGGUCGAUAUAUCUAUGAUAUUUGGCCGAGAAGAAGAAAAAGAGAUGUUGUUGAGCAAGUUGUUGAGGGGGAGUAACGAAGAUGGGGGGAGGUUCCUUGUCAUCCCUAUUGUAGGGAUGGGAGGGAUGGGGAAAACAACUCUUGCCCAAUUAGCCUAUAACAAUGAAAAGGUUACUGCCCAUUUUCACAAGAAAGUAUGGGUUUGUGUCUCAGACCCUUUUGAUGAGAUCAAGAUUGCUAAAGCGAUCACUGAAAGUCUCUUAGGAACCCCAAGCAGUUCAAAUGAGUUGGAAAUUUUAUUGCAGUGUAUCAAGACUCAUAUUGAGAAUAAAAAGUUACUCCUUGUUCUAGAUGAUGUGUGGACCGAAGACGAAACAAAGUGGGAAAAUUUGAAACUACCAAUAAUAAUGCGAAGUUGUGAAGAAGGAAGUUCAAUAUUGGUUACCACGCGAAAACAAGGGGUUGCUAAAAUGAUGAGAGCAACCAACAACAUGAUCUAUUUAGAUGAGUUGAAUGAUAAGGAUUGUUUGGCUUUGUUCAAUAGCAUCGCGUUUUUGGAUAGGGAAGAAGAUGAGGCUGAUGAGUUUGGAGCUAUUGGUAAGGAAAUUGUGAAACGGUGUAAAGGUUUGCCUCUUGCUGCAAAGACUUUGGGCAGUCUACUGUGGUAUAAGAAAACAAGAAAGGAAUGGUGGGAUGUUCUGAAUAGUAAGAUAUGGGAAUUAGAAGAAGUUGAGGAACAAGUUUUCCGACCACUGUUACUUAGUUAUUAUGAUUUGGCUCCUGCAAUCAAAAGAUGUCUUCUGUAUUGUGCAAUAUUUCCCAAAGAUUAUGACCUCAAAAAAGAUAAUUUAAUUGAGCUUUGGAUGUCACAAGAUUAUCUUAAUUCAAAGGAAAAAAAAGAAAAGAAAAGAAUAGGUCAAUAUUAUUUUGAAAAUCUAUCAAUGCGGUCUUUUUUUCAAGAUUUUAGAAAAGAUGAGAUGGGAAAUGUUUAUGGGUGCAAAAUACAUGAUAUUGUGCAUGACUUUGUGAUGUUUCUUACCAAAAAAGAAUGCACUAUUAUAGAUGCAGAUGCAGCUGAGGGAGCUAAUAAAAAAAUAGAGCCAUCAGGUGAUAAGGUUCGUCAUUUGACCUUAAUAAAUGUACCCGAAGGUCCACUUUCAUUUCCUACUUCAUGUUACGGAUGCAAAAAUAUGCGAACUCUCACACUCCUUGAUUCAAGCAUUACAACCAUAAGCUCUGGUUCAAUUAUGCAAAUGAAAUGCCUCAGGACAUUGAAUUUGAGUGGUAACAUGCUCGAUGAAGUUCCAAAAAAGAUUGGUGAAUUGAUUCAUUUGAGAUAUAUGGAUUUGUCUCGUAGUCGUAAUUUGAAAGAAUUAUCGGAAGCUGUGUGUGAUUUAUACAAUCUACAAACCCUGGUCCUUGUUCACUGCUAUGAACUUGAGAAACUGCCCAAGGCAAUGGGAAAGUUGAUUAACUUGAAGCAUCUAUAUGUUGAUGGUUGUCAUAUGCUGGAGUACUUACCGAAAGGGAUUGGGAGUUUGAAAAGUCUGCAAGUAUUGGACUGCUUUCAUGUAUGUGAGGGUGAUGAUGAAGCAUUGAAAUUUGGAGAUCUCGGAAUCAUGGACCAGCUUCAGGGGAGCCUUAAGAUAGGAUGGUUGGGGAAAGUUGAUGCGAGUGAGAUUGAGAAAGCACAGUUGGGGAAUAAGGAGCACCUCUCUCAUUUGAAAGUAGAUUUCCUCGGAGGUCGAGAGCAGAGAAAAGGUGAUUCAGAAAUAGUGAAAGCAUUGCAACCACAUCAAAAUUUGGAAUCUUUAUCCAUUUUGUGGUGCCAUGGCACCACCGAGUCUCUCUAUUGGAUCAAGUCUUUACGCAAUUUGAGAAAACUUUAUCUCGAUGGGUGGAGAUUUUGUGAGUUUUUGCCUCCUCUUGGAAAAUUGCCGUCGCUUGAAAUUCUGACAAUAAUGGAUAUGUGGAAUGUGAAAAAGGUGGGAGUUGAAUUUGUGGGAAUAGAAGAAGAACAAGUCCCUGGAACUCUAUUUCCCAAAUUGAAACGACUUUGUUUCUGGAACAUGCCCAACUGGGAAGAGUGGGCCUUUCUUUCUGAAAUCACAAUAAUGCCACGCCUUUCUGAGUUGCGAAUUGAGUGGUGCCCAAAGCUAAAAGCACUGCCAAACUUCCUCUACAAGAUUAAAGCACUGCGUACUUUGGAGAUCGUGGGUUGUUCGAUUCUGGAAGGAGAAUACGAAAAAGGCGUGGGGAAGGAGUGGCACAACAUUUCUCACAUCCCAAACGUUACAGUUCGAUGA